Molecule: messenger RNA, 893 nt
Organism: Papaver somniferum (opium poppy)
Lineage: Eukaryota; Viridiplantae; Streptophyta; Magnoliopsida; Ranunculales; Papaveraceae
Exons: 3
Coding region: 108-671 (187 amino acids)
Source: RefSeq, a predicted model, not a curated record
UAUCAAUGCUGGAAGCGUUGCGACGAUCUCGUUGGCAGCUGGUUCCUAAAUUCCUGCCAACCAGAAAUCAGGGCUAGCUGCUUAUAUGCCCCUUCUUCUCAUGCGAUAUGGAAAGAUCUCCAGUCUGUAUUUGUGGCGCUGGAAAGUCUCUUUUUGAACGGCUUGAGCGUGAUAGAGCCAUGGAGUAUCUCCAUGGCUUACAUGAUCGUUUUUCUAAUCUACGAAGUCAGAUCCUAUCGAUGGAUCCUUUUCCCACUGCUUUGCGCAUCUUCAACACGGUGCAGCAGGAAGAAGAACAACAACACAUCACCUCCAGUCCUCUUCCUUCCAUUGAAGCUGCUGCUCUCAACACCAACAUACAUCAGUCUCAGCCUUCUCGUGCAUCACCUCUAACUUAUCACAAACGUCCUCGACCACAUUGUGAUUACUGCAAUCGCCAUGGACAUAUCCGUGAUCGGUGCUACCGCCUGCAUGGUUUUCCAUCAUCCUCUACAACAAAACCUACUGCUGCCAACACUACUGCAACUCCGGAACAUCAACUUAUGCAACCUGCUACCAUUCCAACGUUCUCAGCUGAACAAUACAGCCUCUUUCUUUCCCUCAUCAACCCUUCAGGAAAAGAUACACCAAUUGAACCUCGCGUGAAUUUUGCUGGACCUUCUCACGAAUAAAGUGAUUGGUCAAGGUGAUUUAAGUGGGGGUCUUUAUCAGCUCCGAGUCUCUGCAUCUCCAGCAGCAUCACCCAAAGUUUUGUUUUUUAAUAAUAAGACGUCCUUCGACAUUUGACACUGUCGUCUAGGACACCCUAGUUUAGAACGUUUCAAAUUUCUAUGUAAUUCACAUGAUUAUAUUCAAUCGUUUUUUUCCAGUACUUGCGAUGUAUGCCCUAUGGA